Molecule: messenger RNA, 10501 nt
Organism: Lingula anatina
Lineage: Eukaryota; Metazoa; Brachiopoda; Lingulata; Lingulida; Lingulidae
Biological process (GO): homophilic cell-cell adhesion
Cellular component (GO): plasma membrane; extracellular region
Molecular function (GO): protein binding; calcium ion binding
Source: RefSeq, a predicted model, not a curated record
GAGGGCACUACGCUGAUAUUUCAGUUGAAUCUAUGAGUAAUUACAGAUUGGAUGGAACACUUGUGCUCUUUCACAAGUACGUGAUUGGGGCUGUCUUACCCAAAUAGUAUGCAUGGUCCUUUUAUUGUUUACCUGGUGCUGAAUAACAGAUUGUUCCUACAGUUUACUUAGGGCAGGGGCCCCUAAAUGGAUAUCCUGAUGUUCUAUUGCUGCAGCCAAAGCAAACUUAAACGAUGGGACACACACACAACAUUGAACCAUAAAAUUUCAAAAUGGAGUAAGUGGUUGUGUUAUCUAAUGGUGUGGAAAAUUUGGACCAAAUCUUGCAAAUUGAUGGCAAUGUAGCAGGGACAGCCAAGUAGAAGAUAAACAAUGGGAAGUCAAUAUAGGAAGGUUUACUCAGUGGCACUGGCGUGUACCCUAUGGCUGAUUAAUGGAGGUCUCAUACACGCAUUCUGGACUGCAGACUCUUACUGGAAUGGACGCUAUGGAGCUGAAGGGAUUUCUUAUACCUCAGUUGACACUAGUAAUGGACUAUGGUCUGAUGAUGGCAGUUUGUAUGAACCGUACUUGUACGCUUCAUCAGAGUACAGUGCCACCGCCUGCUCCUGUGACUGUCAAACAGCAGAUUAUGUCCACUCUUGUAGUGGAGCAGUAUCACUUUCAUCACAAACAUUUUCCAACAUAUCAGCAGAAACCUUCACAGGCUCAGUAUCCACACUGACUAUUUUGUCCUGCCCAAGUUUUAAUUUACUUGUAAAUGGAUCAGCCACAUUUGCUGCAUUAACCUCAAUGACAGAGAUGCGAAUCCAGGUUACUGGUCUGACAAGUUUUCCUGAUGUUUCCACUACAAGUCUUCAGAUCUUAAAUCUAGCAAACAACAAGAUAACAUUUUUCAAACACAAUCACACCAACCAAGUAUUUCCCAGUUCUCUGACUCAUGUGGCUUUGAUGAAUAAUGAAAUAUCGUGGGUGCCAGAUGGACUGUUUUCUGGGAGCAACAUUAGAAUCCUAAGCCUGAGUGGGAAUCAGAUCCGUUCCUUUCCGAGUUCUGCAUUUCAUAAUAUGGCCAACUUGGAAUAUUUAGGCUUGGAUGGAAAUUUACUCACAUCUAUCUCCACCUGGCAUUUAACACCCUUGACAACCAGUAACUUGAAACACCUGAAUAUAAGUAAUAACCAGCUGAAUAGUAUUGGACAAAAUGCUCUGGCACAACUCCCAGAACUAAGAAUUUUGGAGGUUCACCAAAAUGAAUUUGUAUCAUUACCAUGGAAGUCAUUCCAUAACAUACCAAAGCUGGUGCAUUUGGAUUUAAACAAUAACAGGAUUCAAACAUUGAACAGCAGAGCACUGACGUCUUUGCCAAAGCUCCAGACUCUAAGACUUCACUCACAGAAAAAUCCAAUGACUGCUAUCAUGUUUGAUGCUUUCGUUGGGAUUGGAGCUGAACUGAGGACACUCUAUGCAGAUCAUAAUUCUAUAAGAGAUGUCACCAUCUAUGGAUCAGAAGGCUUCCCAUCCUACUCCCAGUCCAUGUAUACAGUGAAGAAAGUGGGCAAGAUUCCAUUCCAGAAUGUUACUGCCGUCAGAUCACUAUAUCUUGACAGCAAUUUGAUUGCUCAAGUGAAUGAGACAGACUUCUGUGCCAUGUUCAAUCUGAGCCUACUGUCCAUGAACUACAACCAGCUAACGGAGGACACCAUUCAUGCAAAUGCCUUCCAAUGCCUGCAAGAUUUAAGUUAUUUGUAUCUUGAUUCAAACCAGAUACAGUAUGUUCCUGAAGCUGUGAAAUAUGCUACAGUGCUGCCUUCUAUAUCCUUGCUUGAUAUGAACAGUAAUAAGAUUACCUUCUUGUUGUCUGGGACAUUUUCUACUUUGACAACUCUAAGGACACUGGGGCUUGCUUCAAAUGAUAUAAUAUCCAUCGAAAAUGGCACUUUUCCAAUGACAAUAAAAUAUCUGUAUUUACGGAACAAUGACUUCCGCUUUCUCCAUGAAAACCCAUUCACCAAUCUGGCCAAUCUGUCCACCCUUGACCUACAAUCAAAUAGUAUCCAGGUCAUCCCAGAGACAGCUUUUGAUGGCUGCUACAGUCUGAGAAACCUUGACCUGGGAUCAAACCAAAUAGGACGGAUAUUGAAAACCCACCUAGAGGAUAACCCACUGGAUAGAAAGUUAGACUUGAGUAAUAAUGAUAUUGCUUACAUAGAAGAUAGAACACUUGCCCAUGUGACCAGUAUGAGCUAUAGCCUAGACCUAAGCAACAAUAAAUUGACCAGUCUUCCCCAUGGGGGUGACUUUCAUGACUUGACCAUUGGUUUAUACUUUAACCUUGACAACAACCGCAUCACUUCCAUACCAACAGGAAUGUUUAAAAAUUUGAGGGUGUCUUCAUUUGACAUGAAUCUAAGAAAUAAUAAGAUUGCCAUAAUUGAACAGGAUGCCUUCUCCUCUGUGUCUGUUGGUCAAGAUUUAAUAUUCAACAACAACCCCCUGAAAAUUAUUAAAAGCUAUGGAUUUAAUACUACAUCAUGCAGGGAUUUUUUCAUGAACAACGUAGGGUUAAAAACUGUUGAAACCAGGGCUUUUAUUGAUGUCAGCACAAGCAGAGACUUUCAGCUUAAUGACAACAGCCUCGGAGCACUACCAUCUUAUACCUUCAAUGGAUUAUCUGUUGGAAGGGACAUGUAUCUUGAUCAGAGUAGCAUUACAGAACUUGGAAGUGAAGUGUUUGGUACAGGAUCUUCUAUAUCAAACAUUCUACACCUACAGAACAACCAACUGGUCCAACUGGCAGCAGACGUCUUCACUGGCAUUACAUUUACACGUCUGGAUCUAUCAGAUAACCUUCUGGUGUCAUACCCAGGGGCUGCUCUGUCAGCACUGACUUUGACAAAAUUAGAUAUGCCAAGAAAUCAGAUCUCUGACAUCCCAGAUGGCUCCUUUGCAGGACAAUCCAGUCUCACUUCAUUGGAUUUAUCUGAGAAUAGAAUUGCAGUUUUGAGAGGCACAGUUUUAUCACCUUUGACCAGUCUAGCUACACUCAAACUUCAGAGAAAUCUUAUUGAGAGGAUUGAGGAUGGAGCCUUCAAUGGUUUGAAUUCACUGGCAACUUUAAGACUAGGUAACAACUUAAUUCCCCACCUGCCCAGUUUUGAUGGGCUGACCAGUCUGGCCACAGUGGACGUGUCUGAUAACCAGAUCAAGACACUAGGAAUGGGUCAGAACGGAACCUUCUACCUACUUGUAGAUCAAGCAUUGAAUACUGUAGAUUUGUCCAACAACCCACUAUCAUGUGACUGUUAUACUUACCACUCUCUGUCCAUGGUUGCCAACAAGUUGACUUCAGCCAGGUGUGCCAGCCCUAAUGAAACAAUAGGAUAUGGGUUUGAUUCAGCUGCAUCUCUCCAGUACACAGAUCUGAGUUUAGAGAAUUAUCAGUGUUCUGCAGUCAAUGUGACGGCCAUUGCCCCUGCAGCUUAUCAGAUACAGGUGGACUGGAACCACCCUCCCUUCCUGUACCCUGGCCAGGCAGCUGGGGACAGGAGCCAGUGGCUUUAUCUUGUCACCUGUGAGAGUGCCAUCGCCAGCACUUUAAACAGCAGUGUGUCUGGCAGUUCCCCUCCCCAGGCUUUGUUUGUAGAGGCAGAUGGUGUGCAACUGGGCACAGACUACAUAUGCCAUGUUCAGUUACAGUAUCAGGGGAUUACAAGUGGCUUCAGUUCUCCUGCCUAUGUCACCACAACUCUUGCAUCUCUAGGGGAUUCUGGUGCCCAAGUCCAGGAUUACAUUGUCAUCUCCACAUACUAUGACUUCAGCCUAGUGCACACUGAUUUCACUGGCACAAGUACCACUGCUGUAACACAGCCAAGAUAUGUUGCCAGUCCAUAUGGUGCCUGGCCAGCCAUGUCCACCAAUCCAACACUGGACACUUACUCAGACUGGUUCAGGAAGGUGGCCGGUACCAAUGUUGAGGUCCAUGUUAACAUGACCCUGUCCAGUCAGGCUGGUGCUGCUGUACCCACUCACAGGUUCCACUCCUCUGCCUUCUUCCCUCUAGAUGGUGUUGGAUAUGGAGCAGAGGGACAGAGAGACUGCAACAAUGUGCUCCAUAAUUUUGGUUUCACUACAGCCAUCAGGGCAGGGUUUGAGUUCACAGGAGAGGAAACUUUCACCAUAGCUGGUGGGGAAGAUAUCUGGCUGUACCUUAAUAAAGUACUAGUCCUGGAGAUCACACUGAAUACCACUGCCAGCAGUGUAGUAUGUAAGAAAGUGAACAUCUCAGCUGCCGCUUCUUCAGGAGGAGGGAAUACAGUAGUGGAGCAGGGGAUAUUAGUUGGUACACAGUGCACUAACCUUGUAACAGUUGCCACUGAAGCAGUCCACUUAGAACUUCAGGUUGGUGAGCUCUACCACUUCGACCUAUUCCAUGUAGAGCGGAGACUAUGUACAAGUCAGUUGUUUAUUGAGACCACAUCAGCUGUGAUAGUGGACGAUGUCCCCCCAGUGGACUAUACUGUGACCAUUGCUGAAGACUUCCAUGUGGAUGGCAUACUGACUGCUAUGGCACUAACUGAUGAUUUCUCUUCUGGGCCAAAUUAUGAAAUUUCUCUGCUUAGUGGUAAUGAGGCCAGACAUUUCACAAUCAAGGAGGAUACUUCGGCCAAUCAGGCUGCUGCAGUAGCCCCAACAGAAGCUUCCCCCACAUACACCAACAUAUCUGGGGUGCCAGUGGAAUUCCUGGUAUGUCCCACUGCUGCCACCUUUGAACCUGAACCAGUGUUUACAGACCGAGAGAGCUACACUCUGUCCACCACAUCUGCUCUGCUCACUCUCAAUACAACCCUGGACUAUGAGGUCCAGACCAGUUAUUAUGUUACCAUGACUGUGGUAGACACUGGGAACUCGCUGACUGGGACCAUAGCAGUCAGGGUGUGGAUAACUGAUGUAAAUGACAACUGUCCAAUCCUGGUAGAGGAUACCUUCAGUUUUGAGCCUAUUCCAGCUCUGAAGCAAGACCCAAUUAUCAACCUGAAUGUUUCGGAUGCUGAUAGUGGAAUUAACUCUGAGCUGUCAUAUUAUGUGUCAGAUGUCACGGCAGAUCCACCACUCAAUUAUUCAAACCGCAUGGAUUUGCACAGAGAGGUUUAUGUCCUCAACACCACACUGACCUUCAAUAUAGCAGUUAUAGAUGGCGGCACACCACCAAGAGGAACCACAGCCAAUGUAUCUUUGACUUUAAGCAACACUUGCCUAGUGUCGGCAACAUUUGAACCAAUUGAUUACAACAUCAACAUCAAUGCCACCACAAAAGAAGUUUAUCUUAGUAUACCUAAGUAUUGGGUCUAUGCAUUUGAGUGCAUGGAUCUGCUGGGGAUGGCCAGUGGCAUCAUACAAGACAGAGUUCUCUCAGCCUCAAGUCAUGACUACGUGAGCCCGCCAGGAAGAGGAAGGUUGAACUUGACACUUGGUACUGGUGGUAUAACAGGAGGUUGGGUAGCUGAGAUAGCUGACACUGACCAGUACAUAGAGAUAAACAUGGAGGAAGGGUACAAAGUCCAACAAAUCAUGAUACAAGGACAACAGGAUCAGGACAACUGGGUGACAUCAUUUCGUGUCAACUACAGUGACAGUGAUACAGGACCAUGGAUAACAUAUCAGGAUCAGAAUGGCACAUCAGUCAAGUGCAUGGAUCUGCUGGGGAUGGCCAGUGGCAUCAUACAAGACAGAGUUCUCUCAGCCUCAAGUCAUGACUACGUGAGCCCGCCAGGAAGAGGAAGGUUGAACUUGACACUUGGUACUGGUGGUAUAACAGGAGGUUGGGUAGCUGAGGUAGCUGACACUGACCAGUACAUAGAGAUAAACAUGGAGGAAGGGUAUAAAGUCCAGCAAAUCAUGAUACAAGGACAGCAGGAUCAGGACAACUGGGUGACAUCAUUUCGUGUCAACUACAGUGACAGUGAUACAGGACCAUGGAUAACAUAUCAGGAUCAGAAUGGCACAUCAAUCUUUGAUGCAAAUAGUGACAGAAACACUAUUGUGACUGUGACCCUUACUCCACCUAUUUUUGCUCAGUACCUGCGUUUGAACCCAGUCACAUGGCACAACAGAAUAGCACUGAGAAUGGAGAUGGUUGGCUGCUCACAGGCAGAGCAGAAGUACUAUGAUGUGUCCUGUGUCCGCUGCCUGACCUCCUACUACUGUGAGGGAGAUGGUGUGAUGCAUUCCUGUGCCAGAUGUGAUAAUGCCACAGACACCAAUGAUACGUGUGGACGAUCCCCCACAGAACAUUCCUUUGGCCUCCAGGCACAGUGCUCUCCAUGUCCUGCUGGAUGGAUUUGUAGUCAAGGCUAUGCCACACCAUGUGUUGAUUUCACCUAUGUAGACUACUGCAAUGACACCUAUUGUCCAGAUAGUUGUGCACAGUGUGAACUUGGCUAUGCCUGCCGCGGCGGACAGAGAUACCAAUGUGAACCUGGUUCUUACUCUGAUGGAAAUCUAAAGUUCUGUGAGAUGUGUGCUCCUGGGACUUUCCAAAAUGAGUCAGGUCAAGAUGGCUGCCUCCCCUGUGACCCUGGAAAAUACAGCAGCAAGUCUAAAGACAGAUGUGACUGGUGUCCUACAGGAAUGUAUGCAGUGGGUAAGUCUAUAGACAGUUGUGACUGGUGUCCUACAGGAAUGUAUGCAGUGGGUAAGUCUAUAGACAGUUGUGACUGGUGUCCUACAGGAAUGUAUGCAGUGGGUAAGUCUAUAGACAGUUGUGACUGGUGUCCUACAGGAAUGUAUGCAGUGGGUAAGUCUAUAGACAGUUGUGACUGGUGUCCUACAGGAAUGUAUGCAGUGGGUAAGUCUAUAGACAGUUGUGACUGGUGUCCUACAGGAAUGUAUGCAGUGGGUAAGUCUAUAGACAGUUGUGACUGGUGUCCUACAGGAAUGUAUGCAGUGGGUAAGUCUAUAGACAGUUGUGACUGGUGUCCUACAGGAAUGUAUGCAGUGGGUAAGUCUAUAGACAGUUGUGACUGGUGUCCUACAGGAAUGUAUGCAGUGGGUAAGUCUAUAGACAGUUGUGACUGGUGUCCUACAGGAAUGUAUGCAGUGGGUAAGUCUAUAGACAGUUGUGACUGGUGUCCUACAGGAAUGUAUGCAGUGGGUAAGUCUAUAGACAGUUGUGACUGGUGUCCUACAGGAAUGUAUGCAGUGGGUAAGUCUAUAGACAGUUGUGACUGGUGUCCUACAGGAAUGUAUGCAGUGGGUAAGUCUAUAGACAGUUGUGACUGGUGUCCUACAGGAAUGUAUGCAGUGGGUAAGUCUAUAGACAGUUGUGACUGGUGUCCUACAGGAAUGUAUGCAGUGGGUAAGUCUAUAGACAGUUGUGACUGGUGUCCUACAGGAAUGUAUGCAGUGGAUGGCAAUAACUGUGAAGGUUGUCUCCCAGGCCAGUGCAGAUGCCUACAGAGCCCUUCUCCAUGCUCUGAGGGAGCUGCUUGUCAUGAUACUUCCCCUGGCAGCUACGUGUGUGAUUCCUGCCAGCCUGGGUAUGAAGGUGAUGGUGCCAACUGUACUGAUAUUGAUGAGUGUGCUGUAUACCAGCCAUGUUUUCAAGGCAGAUGUAUCAAUACAUCCCCAGGGUAUCAGUGCUUGGCCUGCCCCACUGGGUACACAGGCACCUAUGAGGAUGCUCUGGCUAUGAAUAUUACAAGGCGGGUAUUUGUACUGUUUAACAAAGAGUAUGAUUACCUGCAAGUCCAGCGGUGUGAGGAUGUGGAUGAGUGUGCCACAGACAAUGGAGGAUGUGAUGUACAUUCUGACUGCAGCAACACCAUUGGUAGCUACAACUGUGGGUUCUGUAAGACUGGCUGGAUAGGUGAGGGUCGUAGAGUCUGUAUACCAGACAACCCCUGUACCACAGGCACUCAUAACUGUAACCAACAUGCCACCUGCAGCUAUGCUGGACCAGGACUCUUUAAAUGUGAGUGCAACCCUGGCUAUGCUGGAGAUGGUGUGUUCUGUGAUGAGGACUAUGACUUGGAUGGUCGCCCAAUCAGAAAUAUUGUGUGCAGCAUUAGACAGUGUAUUAAGGACAACUGUGCUGCCUACCCCAACAGUGGUUUGGAGGAUAAUGAUGGCGACAGCAUGGGGGACAUGUGUGAUCCAGAUGAUGACAAUGAUGCACUUUAUGACUACAGAGAUAACUGCCAGUUUGUGGCCAACUAUGAUCAGACAGACACAGAUGGAGAUGGUGUGGGUGAUGCCUGUGACAACUGCCCAGCAGACAGUAACACUGACCAGUUGGAUACAGACUCUGAUGGCCAGGGAAAUGCCUGUGAUACAGAUGAUGAUAAUGAUGGUGUGAAUGACUCUGCACCAGAUAACUGUCAGUUUGUAGCCAAUGGAGACCAGAGUGACGCAGACUCCGACGGCAUUGGCGACCUGUGCGACAACUGUGUGAAUGUCGCCAACGACAACCAGACGGACACGGAUCAGAAUGGUGUAGGAGAUGCCUGUGAUGUGAUUGGAGCUAGUGAUAAAGACAGGGAUGGUGACAGCAUAUUGAACUUCCUGGAUAAUUGUCCAUAUGCUCCCAAUCCAGAACAGACAGAUAUAGACGGGGAUGGCCAGGGUGAUAUCUGUGAUGAUGAUAUAGAUGGUGAUGGUAUAUCUAACAACCAGGACAACUGUCCAUAUGUGGCCAAUGCUGGGCAGGAGGACACCAAUGGUGAUAGAGUAGGAGACAUCUGCGAGACAGACACAGACAAUGAUGGAGUACUUGAUAUCUAUGACAACUGUAUAAAGAACCCUACAAUAAGCAGUACAUCAUUUGCUUCCUACACCUCAGUCAACCUGUACCCCUCCCUGUCAGGUGCCACAGACCCCCAGUGGGAGCUCUGGGAUAAUGGUGCCAUGAUCCGACUAGUCCAGGACACCACAAUGCCAGCACUGUUAGUAGGUCCACAGGCCUUUGGUCCUGUAGAUUAUUCUGGCACAUGGUAUGUGGAUUCUGACACAGGGGAGAACUAUGUGGGCUUUGUGUUUGGCUACCAAAACAACCGUAAAUUCUACGUGGUAAUGUGGAGACACGCAAACCUCAACUACAUCUAUAAAGGAGGAAUCAAAGGCUUACAGCUUAAGCUCGUCAACUCCAACACAGGCCCUGGCUCUGGCCUAGCCAAGGCAUUGUGGAACACACAUGAUACCGCUGACAAGGUCACUCUGCUCUGGCAGGACCCUACCAUGACUGGGUGGCAGCACAAAACGUCCUAUAGGUGGCAUCUCAAGCACAGACCCUCCAUUGGACUGAUCAGGGUCACAGUGGUUCAAGGUACCAGUACUAUUGUAGACAGUGGUGACCUCUAUGAUACUACAAUCAGUGGUGGUCGCCUUGGAGUGUUCAUGUUUAACCAGCCAGGUAUUCUGUGGUCCUACCUAGAGUACAAAUGUGCAGACCGAGUCAAUGAGGCACUGUAUUUUGAUGGCACUGAUGAUUAUGUGACCAUGGCUAAUAUCACCACCUUAGAAAUACAUAACAGUUUCACCCUAGAGGCCUGGGUGCUCCUGUCUUCAGGCUACCCCAGUGGUAAGCUCCCUAUCCUGUGUACACUGGACAGUAUACUGUGUAUGUAUGUGGAAGGAGGGGUGUUGAAGGGCACUGUGGGUACCACCACUGCAGUGGGGAGCAAUGUUCUACCUGAUAGCUACUGGAACCAUCUGCUCAUGAGAUAUGAUGCACAGUCAUGGACACUAUCUUUGUUCAUCAAUGGAACUACUUCUCCUAACCCUGAGGCAGAGGUGACAAACAUUGAGCCAGUUACAUGGGCUAUCUACAACACUACAGGAGCUACUGAUAUCUACCUUGGAAGAGAUAGGAAUAGUUAUUUUGCAGGCAUUCUAGAUGAGAUCCGUAUCUAUGACAUCGUGAUCCCAGACUCGGAGCUCGGUGCUCACCUCCAGGAGGCUGGUCUAGUCUGGCAGAGACACCAGGGCUACAUCAACGUCCACUACACCAUGGACAGUAACACUGACACCUCCAUCUUACAGGACCAUGGCCUGCUGGGGAUAAAUGGAGUGGUCAGUGGAAACCCCUUGUUUGUGGAUAGCAUGCUCGAUCACGGUCGCUUUCAGCUCACAUAUCCAUCAAACAGAAGGCGAAGGCGGAGAAGUUUGGAUGAAAAUGGCCACCUUGAAAAAAGUCGCCAUGAAGAACUUUGAAAAUAGGAGACAAUUUGAAGCUGUUUGGCUUUUUGUCAUCAACACUGAUCACCUCUGAUUAAAUAUUUGUUAUGGUUGUUUAUAUUUUCAUAUGUUGGUCUUACAAAAGCAUUCUGAUGGUCUUCAUGCUGGCCAUGGGUAUAGCUUUAUAUUGCAGUAGCAUUUGAAUAUGUUACAGCAGCCAUUGUCUGGUGGCAGCUUGUCUGUUUAGCAGGACUGUGAUACAUUUUCUGCCAUACAAAAAAAAAAAAACAUAUAUAUACAUAUAUAGUGUCAGUAAGGAACAAGAUUAUUU